AUGGCCGCUCAAGUUGGUGAAACCGUCGCCGUCCCCAUUGCGGAUGAGCAGUUGAAGGACGGGGUCAUUGCUAAUAAGAGUUGGGAACCAGGGACCACAAGCAGCGUCACUCCCGCCACUUCUGCGGACGAAGCCGUUGAGCAGGUGGCUGAAAAGGCGAAGGAGCUGGCCAAAGACAUUGGGGCCGUCCCCGCCGAGGAUAAGAAUGACGCUCCUGUGCAGAAUGGCACACAUACCGACGAGGACAAGGAACGUGGUGCUGAGCAGAAUCCCGGUGUCGACGAGAAGCCCGAGCCAGCAUUGGAGCUGCUGUCCAGGCCGGAUGGCCCGGAAGCCGAGCCGGCUGUCGCUGUCUCCGAGAAGCCCGAAUCGAACGGCGUCACACCCGAGCAGGCUCCGGUCGCUGAACCGACAUCGACCCAGGUCAAGUCUGACACACCCGCUGUCGAGGAAAAGUCGAAGCCUGUCCCGGAACCGUUGGAUCGACCAGAUGUCGCGGCUGACGAGAAAUCAUCCGUGGCCGAGCCGGCGACAACUGAAGUCGCGCCUCAAGCACCGGUUGUAGAUGCUCCGACUGUUGAGGGAUCAACUAAAGCCGAAGCCGCAGAGGAGAAGGUUAAUGAGUCUGCUGAGGAGUCUCCCGCAGAAAGCAAGUCGACUGAAACUCCGGCUGCAACCGAGCCCGUUCAGGAAGCCACAAGCGCUCCCCCCGCUGAUGAGGCUGAAGCUAACUUAAAGGCCGAAACUCCGGAAGAAACCGAAAAGGAGCCAGUCGCUGAGACAGCGGCUGCCGCUGACGAGCCUUCGGUCGAAGAAUCCAAGCCAGCAGAGCCGGAGCCAACUCCUGAAGCUGCAGGGCCAGCGGCUCAACCCGUCGUAGAAGCUGAACCCGAACAGCAAGAAUCUUCGGCUGAGAAAUCUGCCGAAUCAACUACCGAGGAAACCAAGGCAGCCGCGGAAUCGGUAAAGGAACAUACGCCCGAAACCCCUGCUGCAGAACCGACGCCGGAAGCCGAAAACAAACCUGCCGAGUCCGAAGCCGUCAAGGAGCCUGUGACUGAGCAACAAGCUGCCGAAUCUACGGAGAUGACUUCUACAGGAAGCGCCGGGGAGGCAAAAACCGAAGAGCCUACGGUGGAGGCUAAGCCUGCUGAUGAGGAGCCUUUGAAAGAAAGCAAGGCCGAAGAAGUCACGACCGAGACACCUGCCGUCGAUGCCGUGGAAGAAGCCCCCAAGGCCACCGAAGAACAACCUUCUACUGAAGGCGCUGCUGAGCAGCUGACCCAGGAAGCCGCAGUCGAGAAAUCGGCCUCCGAAACUCCUUUUCCAGAGGCCGUCGCCGCCGAGGAGCCAGCUAAGGAAGCAGUGACUGAGGAGCCCAAGGCAGAAGAAACCGCGGCACCAACCGACUCCACUGAGGCCCAGAAAGAAGCCGCAGAGGAGCCAGUUAAGGAAGCAGUGACUGAGGAGCCCAAGGCUGAAGAAACCGCUGCACCCACUGAGCCCAUUGAGGCUCAGAAAGAAGCUGCGGAGGAGCCGGUUACGGAAGCAUCUACUGAGGAGCCCAAGGCAGAAGAAGCCGCAGAGGAGCCAGUUAAGGAAGCAGUGACUGAGGAGCCCAAGGCUGAAGAAACCGCUGCACCCACUGAGCCGAUUGAGGCUCAGAAAGAAGCUGCGGAGGAGCCGGUUACGGAAGCAUCUACUGAGGAGCCCAAGGCAGAAGAAGCCGCAGAGGAGCCAGUUAAGGAAGCAGUGGCUGAGGAUCCCGAGGCUGAAGAAACCGCUGCACCCGCUGAGCCCAUUGAGGCUCAGAAAGAGGCUGCAGAGGAGAGCAAGGUGGAAGAGCCUGCUGUCGCCCCUGAGGCUGAUGAGCCCGUAAGAGAAGCUGCAGGGGAUCUCAAAGGUGAAGAGGUGGCAACCGCUACUGACGCUGUUAAAUCUGUGGAGACCACAACCGUCGAGCCUGCUGUCGAAGCGGAAGCCGCAACGGAGAAGGCCAAGGUAGAGGAAUCGACCACUGUCGACGAAGUUGCUGAAACCGAAGUCGCUGAAACAGCAAAGGAAGUCGCUUCCGAAGAGCCCAAGACUGAGGAACCUGUCGCCGUUGCUGAAGCUGUCGAUGAGCCCGCAAAGGAGGUUGCAAACACCGAGCCCUCAGAGGCGGCUGUCCCUGAAAACCCCGCCCCAACCGAGGAACCUGAGAAGGGAGCCACAAAUGAAGAGCCAAAGCCCGCAGAAGCCGUUGCCGAGCCUAUGACUGAACCUGCAAAUGUGGCAGUUGAAACCGAGGAGUCGAAGGAAGCCACAGAAGCCGCCGCCGAAUCUGCUGCCGAACCUGCUGUGGCAGAGACCGCCGUCGAGAAUGUUUCAGAAGCACCGGCUGCAGAGAAGGAAGCUGUGAGUGAGGAGCCUAAAGCCGAGGAGCCCAUUGCCACGGCGGAAUCUCCGGAAGUGCCGGGUAAGGAGACCGUGGUCGAAGAGUCAGCCCCAGAUUCGGUAACAGAGUCGAAAGACGCACCUGCCGAGGUAGCCGCAGAGGCUUCCAUAACUGAGGUCCCCGCGGUGCUAAAAUCCUCAGAGGAGCAAGCCGACAAGGCUGUCGCUGAAGCUCCAGCGGACACCACGCCAACAGCGAAGCCUGUGGAAUCGGCAACUCAGGAACCCGCAACCGAGACCGCUGAUGCUCCAUCGGCGACUGAGCCUGCUACUACCGAAUCACCUAAAGAACCAGCAAGUGAGGCUCCCACUGAAGUGCCUACCGUGGAGACCGUGGCGACGGAAGAAGUUACCGAGGCUGCCCACGAUAAACCUGCGGAAGAGCAGCCGGAAACAGUAGAUGGCGCCUCUGGAAAAACAGUUGACGCAGAGGUUCCAGGCGAGACUCAGUCCACCACAACAGCGGAGGCAAUCGCCGCAGCGCCCAUUGAAAAGUUUGCCACUGAGGAAACUGUAUCCAAAAUUCCCGUAGAAGGGGUUUCUAAGGAAGAGACUACCGUGGGCGAGCCUGGCACCGAGAAACCCGAUGAAGCCGCUGCACCUGAGGUAUCUGAGGUUGAGGUUGCCGAGGAGAGCAAGGCACCAGAGACCACUCCUGCAGAGAUUGCUCCCGCCGAAUCCACCAACGCUACUCCGGAAGCUAGUAAAGCAGAAUAUGCUCCCGCUGAAACUGCUGAAGAGGAGCCGCCUGUUGAAAAACAACUCCCCGACGAGACAGCAGCUCCGGCCAGUGUCGAGGAACAGCCUGCUGGAGAAUCCUCCACAACAGAUGCAGUUAACACUACCGAAUUGACGUCUGCAGAUGCUGCUUCAGAGCCAGUGCCGGAGGCGGCCACUGACGACACUACCGCGACUGCUCCUGUUGUUACAGCAGAACCUGCUGCUGAGGCUGCAACAAGUGCUCCUGAAGAACAGAAAGAGGAGGCUGCAGCCCAGGAGCCAGAUAGCAAACCGGUGGAUAAGGACUCCACCGCUGUCGAGGCUACACCAGCUGAGACUUUGAAGGAGGAGCCUGUAACCGAGUCUGUCACUGAAAAUGCUGCUGAAGCCGACAAGGUAGAACCUGAAGUUGUCGAGCCGUCGAAGGACGCGUCCCCCGUGGAAGUCAUCGAAGAGCCUGUCGCAGAAGCAGCUACAGAAACCACUGUUGCGGAGGAAAAUACGCCAGCUACCACUGAAAAUGAGCCCGCUUCCAUCAAGGAAGAGGUUACCGAACCGGCUGAGCCAGUGAUUGAUGAGGCGGCAGUUGAAGAGCCAGUGGCCGAGAAACCCGCGGCGAAUGCUCCUGCAAUUGAGGCUGGUGCAUCAACUGUUCCCCAAGAAACGAGUGAGGAGUUCGAAGCCCCUUCAAAGCCAGCUGCUCCUUUGGACGAAGCAGCCAUUGUCGAAGCUCCCGCAGUCGCAUCUGAGGAGCAGAAACUCGACGAAGUCAGCGCAUCCGAAAUCCGGCCCGAGACAUCUCAGCAAGCUCCUGAAGAAACAACGCCGGUCCCCGAGAAAGAACCCACUGCUCCUGAGCCAGCUGAAUCCAAGGUUGAAGUCAAAGACGCUGAGGUGCACCCCGUCGAGAGCGUGGCUACCACGGAAGAAACAACCGCCGAAACCCCCAACACUUCGGUUGCUGGUGCAAGCCAGGAAGUACCCGCACAGGUCGAGGAAGAGAAAGUCUUCAAGGAUGAAGACAGCUUCCCGACCUCUGAGGUCAUAGCUGGCGGCGCUGCCGCUGCCGCUGCAGCUGCAGUUGUUGCCGGAGCAGCCGCUGUUGCCCACAAAGAAGAGCCUGCAGCAGCUCCUGUAAAGGAAAGCGAGGUUCGGCCAAGCCAGCCCGAGACUGAUAGAGAUGCUGCCACCCUACCUGCGCAACGUCAGCCAUCUGUCACUGAUGAACAGCCUGAGGCUGACCCUGCACUGGCUGCGCUGGCUGGCGAUGGUGAGGCGCUGUUGAAGAAGUUGGAGCAACCAUCCACAGAGCAACUUCCUGUUCAUACAGAAAAUGCUCCUAAGGCUCCUGAGAAUGCGAACCAAGAAAAUGAGACACAGACUGCCACGGAGAGUGGCCCGUCCGCGACACUUCAGCCACCUUCGACCACGGAAGAGACUGCGGACGACGCAGCGGCGAGCAAGGGAGAUGAUUCCCGAUCCCCAAGCCAGAACCGGUCAGUCACUGCUGUUUCUCUUAAUCACAAGAAUGACAGCUGGUUGAAGAACAUCCUGCGUGCUGUGUUUGUUAAUUUCAUUGGUUCUAUAUUUGCACCCUUCCGCCGCCGUGGGAGGGCGAACUAG
This is a messenger RNA of Aspergillus nidulans FGSC A4, 4779 nucleotides long. RefSeq names its product PT repeat family protein. The record is from RefSeq and is a predicted model, not a curated record. Lineage: Eukaryota; Fungi; Ascomycota; Eurotiomycetes; Eurotiales; Aspergillaceae. The transcript has 2 exons. The coding region runs from base 1 to 4779 and encodes 1592 amino acids.